AUGAGGGAACGGCUGUUGAUCCAUCUUCGUGGAUUGCUGCAAAUUGUUGAGAAUUGGAACAGGCCUGAAGAUGCUGAUUCACAGCAGCCUAGUCAGUUUGCUCGCUCCCUCACAAAGGAAGUUGGCUUUCUUCAACGUGUCUUAUCUCGAACUCUGCAUGAGGUAGAUGUUCAAGCAAUUUUCAGGCAAGUGGUUAUAAUCUUCCACUCACAAAUUUCAGAAGCAUUUUCACAGCUUGAGAUUACCACUCCACAAGCAAAAAACAGGUUCUAUCGCGAUAUUCAGCAUAUUCUUGGUUGCAUUAGAUCAUUGCCAUCUGGUGAUUUGAGUGAAUCCGGUACCCCAAACUGGGGGCAACUUGAUGAAUUGUUGGUGCAAAGAUUUGGCACCGAAGCUGGUCAAUAA
Molecule: messenger RNA, 405 nt
Organism: Ilex paraguariensis (yerba mate)
Lineage: Eukaryota; Viridiplantae; Streptophyta; Magnoliopsida; Aquifoliales; Aquifoliaceae
Source: the annotation of a GenBank genome assembly